Molecule: messenger RNA, 2148 nt
Organism: Brassica napus (rape)
Lineage: Eukaryota; Viridiplantae; Streptophyta; Magnoliopsida; Brassicales; Brassicaceae
Product: protein NRT1/ PTR FAMILY 2.3-like
Exons: 4
Coding region: 283-1956 (557 amino acids)
Biological process (GO): transmembrane transport; oligopeptide transport
Cellular component (GO): plasma membrane
Molecular function (GO): transmembrane transporter activity
Source: RefSeq, a predicted model, not a curated record
UAGUUUAUACAAAGACUAUUCGAAGUGGAUUCUGAUGACCAUUAAAGAUCAGACAAAUCCUUUUUGGGCUGGUUCACAGAUCUGAUUUCAGAAUAGAACAUAAGUAGGUGGAAUGUCAGAACAUGAUUUAGGUAGUUUAGGGACUAAAGAAUAUCAUUACUAAAUCAUUGCACCAACAUAAUUAUUAUGCAUUUGCUUAUAAAUAUACAGAUUUUUUAUCUGCAACAUCACACGCACACAAAUAUCAAAGAUACUUUCUGAUUCCUCCUCUUGUUCUCUUCCAUGGCUGGUCCAGUUUCGGAUGAUACAGAAGCGCAGUACGCUGGAGAUACAAGCAGCAAGCGCGGUGGCUGGAUAACUUUACCGUUCAUGAUGGCUACAUUGUUAGGUAUGUCCAUAACUUCUUUCGGAUGGGUACUGAACUUGAUCGUCUUCUUGAUCGAGGAAUUCAACAUCAAGAACAUCGCUGCUGCUCAGAUUUCAAACAUUGUCAAUGGAUGCCUCAGCAUGUUGCCACUUGUAGCAGCCAUUUUAGCUGAUUCUUUCUUUGGAAACAUUGUCGUCAUCUCGGCUUCUACUUUUAUCUCGCUGACUGGCAUUCUUCUCCUGACGCUGAUCGCAUAUUUGGACGUAUUGAAACCUAGACCGUGUGAAACCGGAUCAAAUCUAUGUCAGUCUCCAUCGGAACUCCAGCUUGGGAUCUUGUAUACAGCCUUAGUUCUAGUAACCACUGGAGCAGGUGGGACACGGUUCACCUUGGCAUCCGCGGGUGCAAACCAAUACGAGAAACCUAAGGAUCAAGGAAGCUUCUUCAACUGGUACUUCCUCACGCUUUAUGCUGGGGCUAUUACCGGGGCAACAGCGAUUGUAUACACACAGGACAAUGCUAGCUGGAAACUUGGGUUUGGCCUCUGCGCUGCUGCAAAUUUGGUAAGUUUCAUUGUUUUCGUGUGCGGGAAGAGAUUCUACAAGCAUGAGAAACCCAUGGGAAGUCCUUUCAAAAGCCUGAUCAGUGUUGUAGUCGCUGCUACACUGAAAAGAAAGGCUGUCAUUUCAUCCAACGAAGAAGACUAUCACCGUGGCCUUGGAGAAAAAGACAAGACUUCUCCUGCACUGCCCUCCAAGAGCUAUAGGUUCUUGAAUCGUGCAGCCUUGAAAACCGAAGAAGAUUUAAAUCAUAAAGACGGCUCAGCUAACAACAUCUGGAGGCUAUGCACUGUUCAGGAAGUAGAAGAUUUCAAAGCCAUUCUCCGACUUGUUCCUCUGUGGGUAUCCAUAAUAUUUGUUGGUACUCCAAUAGCGAUGCAAACAAGCUUAAUAGUACUCCAAGCUCUAGUCAUGGACCGUGGGCUUGGUCCUCACUUCAAAGUCCCGGCUGGCUCCCUCCAAGUCGUAAUAAUGAUCUCUGCAUCCACCUUUAUCAUAAUGAACAACUGGCUUGUCUAUCCCAUGUACCAGAAGAUUACCAAGAAGCGGCUAACACCGCUUCAAAAAGUCGGGAUAGGCCAGGUGCUCACCAUCCUAAGCAUGGUAGUCUCUGCGGUUGUGGAAGCAAAGAGGCUGAAAUCAGUUGAAAACAACGGACAUCCCAUGUCAGUGCUAUGGCUGUUUCCUCCUCUAGUUAUAGUGGGAAUAGGCGAGGCCUUCCAUUUUCCGGGAAAUACUGAAUUGUUCUAUGGAGAUUUCCCAGAGUCUCUGAGGAACACCGCAACUUCAUUGACCUCACUGGUGAUUGGAAUCUCUUUUUAUCUGAGCACAGCUCUGAUAGAUCUGAUCCAAAGGACCACCAAGUGGUUACCAAAUGACAUUAACAGCGGAAGAGUUGACAAUGUUUACUGGGUUCUAGUCGUUGCCGGAGUCUUGAAUUUCGGAUAUUUUCUCGUCUGCUCUUGGUUCUACAAAUACAGAAAUCUCGGAGGUGACAAUGAACUAGAUCCUAAAGAUGUUUCAACCUAAGACAGACAACAUGUAGCAUGCUCUUGUUUAACUUAUGUGUCUGUUAUUUGCAAGUGUGUUUUUGUUUAAUCAAACUGAUGUCUUCAGUUUUAUCUAAUUUGUUGCAUGCUCCUUUUUCCCGUGUUUACUAUCCCUGAUGUUUUGUAUAUUUUUAGCUAAGAUGUAUAAAAAUAUUUCAAUUAGAAGUCGAAA